ACUUCAAGCGCGCAAACAUCGAGCAACCGCUGCCUUCAGUGAUUGUCAACCCGCAGCGGGAACGCGCGUUUGUGUCUGUCCCUCGCGUCACCCCGUAUCUGGAUCCGCGCAUGCGCCGGAGCCGAUGCCGCCGUCGAGUGUCCCUGUCGAUCACCUCCAUAACUUUAAGCGAUAGUUGCGCGGUUCGGCGCGAUGGCGUUUCAGUGUCAGAAACAAUGCUACUUGAAGGAGUUUGAGACCACUGUGAUAUCGUGUACUCCAGCAGAGCUGAACACCACAGUUAAUGGGAAGAAGGAUACUCUGAAAGGUUUUAACGUGAUCCUGGAGGACACAGUGUUAUUUCCAGAGGGAGGUGGGCAGCCAGAUGAUCGUGGGUUCAUUAAUGAUAUCCCUGUGUUAAGAGUGACACGGCAUGGAGCUGAGGCUAUUCACUUUGUGCAGUCGCCCUUGGAGCCGUUGUCCAAGGUUCACCUGAAGGUUGACUGGGAAAGACGAUUCGACCACAUGCAGCAACAUUCAGGGCAACAUUUAAUUACAGCCAUAGCAGAUUUGAUGUUUGGUUUCAAAACAACCUCAUGGGAGAUGGGUCGACAGCGCACUUCCAUUGAACUGGAUACAACUUCUGUGUCUCGCGAGCAGGUUGAAGUUCUGGAAAAGGUGGUAAAUGAGAAAAUAAGAGAGCACAUUCCUGUCAAUGUACGAGUUAUAUCUAUGGAUGAUCCAGAGAUAGAACAGGUUAGAAGUAAGGACUUGCCAGAUGAUCAUGCAGGUCCAAUCCGAAUGAUUAAUAUUGUAGGAAUUGACGAUAAUAUGUGUUGUGGAACACAUGUAUCAAAUCUCAGUCACCUGCAGGCUAUUAAAAUUUUGGGGACAGAAAAGGGUAAGAAGAAAAAAACAAACUUGUUUUUCCUGGUUGGGAACAGAGUGCUAAAAUAUGCAGAGAAAAGUCUUACAGUGGAAAAGGCACUGACAGCACUUCUCAAAAAUGGGCCAGAGGAGCAUGUUGAAGCUGUAGAAAGACUGCAAAAAUCAGUCAAAUUGCUUCAAAAGAGUAACCUGACUCUGCUGAAGGAUUUGGCUCUGUUGACAGUAAAGAACUUUAAGAGUGAUCCAAACAAGGGCAAGAUAUUUAUUUUGCAUAGGAAAGAAGGGGACAAUGAAUUUAUGAACAUUAUAGCAAAUGAAAUUAGCACUGAGGUCGUACUGGCGUUCUUAACAGUUGGAGAUGAAAAAGGAGCAGGAUUAUUCCUGUUAACAGGUCAAGUCGAUGCUGUUGAAGAAUUAGGAACAAAAGUUGCUGAAAUCCUUGAUGGAAGAGGAGCUGGAAAACAGGGUCGUUAUCAGGGGAAAGCAAACAAGAUGAGCAAACGGCCAGAAGUGGAGGCCCUGCUACAGCAAUAUGUGCUCAUGCUGGACACAAAAGAGGAAUGAACUUACACGGAAGGAAUUGAUGUAAAUUUAUAUGUUGGAUGUUUUAGUUUUAUUUGAAAAAUUAUUCCACUCCUUAAAUUAAUAUUUACAUAAAUUCAGUCUUACAGUAUGUUUUUUCUCACAACCAAGCUUGUAAAUUUGAUGUUAGUACUAAAUUGGCUCUGAAAGGAAGUGAGGUUACCUUCAGGGAGCACUGUUCCUCCUUCUUGACCCUAGACUUGGGCUGUAUAACACUGUAACUGUCGGUCAAUAUGAAGUGAAGCUGCCUUUGCACCAGUGGUGUAAUUUCAAUGAGUGUACCUGUAAUCACUCCAUUCCCUACCAAACAAACGUUUUGAUCUUGACGUCCAGUGCAAUAAAUAAAAUGUUUCUG
This is a messenger RNA of Pristis pectinata (smalltooth sawfish), 1804 nucleotides long. It is a transcript of the gene aarsd1, whose product is annotated as alanyl-tRNA synthetase domain containing 1. The record is from RefSeq and is a predicted model, not a curated record. The transcript is spliced from 12 exons. Gene Ontology annotation, biological process: alanyl-tRNA aminoacylation; regulation of translational fidelity. The coding region runs from base 193 to 1431 and encodes 412 amino acids. Lineage: Eukaryota; Metazoa; Chordata; Chondrichthyes; Rhinopristiformes; Pristidae. Gene Ontology annotation, molecular function: ATP binding; alanine-tRNA ligase activity; Ser-tRNA(Ala) deacylase activity.